Fusarium keratoplasticum is the source of this 1161-nucleotide messenger RNA. RefSeq names its product GPN-loop GTPase. Gene Ontology annotation, molecular function: GTPase activity. The record is from RefSeq and is a predicted model, not a curated record. The transcript has 2 exons. The coding region runs from base 1 to 1161 and encodes 386 amino acids. Lineage: Eukaryota; Fungi; Ascomycota; Sordariomycetes; Hypocreales; Nectriaceae.
AUGGCUUCCUCUUCCACAGCUGACGCUCCCGCGGCGUCUUCGCCGCCCGUCGCCAUCGUCUGUGUCGGAAUGGCAGGAUCUGGAAAGACUACCUUUAUGCGCCGCAUCAAUGCUCACCUCCACCAGAAGGAGACCCCUCCCUAUGUCAUCAACCUCGACCCCGCCGUCCUCUCCGUGCCCUUCGAGUCCAACAUCGACAUCCGCGACUCGGUCAACUACGAGGAGGUCAUGAAGCAGUACAACCUCGGCCCCAACGGCGGAAUCCUAACGUCGCUAAACCUCUUUGCCACAAAGGUUGACCAGAUUGUCAACCUGCUCGAGAAGCGCGCCCAGCCCGAUCCCGAGAAGCCCGAGCGCAAGCCCAUUGACAGGAUUUUGGUUGACACACCCGGCCAGAUCGAGGUGUUUGUCUGGUCGGCCUCUGGAACCAUUCUUCUCGAGUCUCUUGCGUCGUCUUUCCCUACAGUUAUCGCCUACGUUAUUGAUACCCCGCGAACUGCUUCCACUUCGACAUUCAUGUCCAACAUGCUCUACGCCUGCUCCAUUCUCUACAAGACCAAGCUGCCCAUGAUUCUCGUCUUCAACAAGACCGAUGUCAAGGAUGCCGAGUUCGCCAAGGAGUGGAUGACCGACUUUGAAGCCUUCCAGGAGGCGCUGCGACGAGACGAGGAGUCGGAUGCGCUCGGCGGAGUGGAGGGUGGUGGUCACGGAGGAAGCGGAUACAUGGGCAGCCUGCUCAACUCGAUGAGCCUGAUGCUGGAGGAGUUUUACGCACACUUGAGUGUGGUUGGAGUGAGUUCGCGACUGGGUACCGGAGUGGACGAGUUCUUCGAGGCGGUCGAGGAGAAGAAGCAAGAGUUCCUACGUGACUACUUGCCUGAGCUGGAGCGGAGAAGGGCAGAGCGCGACGAGCAAAAGAAGGCAACCCGAGAGAAGGAGCUGGACAAGAUGAUGCAGGGAAUGACGGUUGGCGGACAACCCGCACCCAAGAAGGACGACGACGACGACGUGGACGUUCCGAGCGACGAUGAUGACACAGACUCGGACGACGAGGCCAAGAAGCAGAGCCUCCAGGAGCGAUACCAAGCCGCCAUGGGAGACAACGAAGACUCUAUCAUGGCGGACGCGAGUUUCGCAAAGUACCUCCACACACAGAGGUAA